UUCAUUUCUGCCUCUGCCCUUUUUUCUUUUUUUGGUCACAGAAGUCUAUAGAAGUAAGGAAGGAAGUAGGGAAGGUCGUGAGCUCCAAGCAGGCCAAGUUUCAUAACAGCUCCUCGUGAAGUCCUCGUGCGCUACAGGAAUGCCUCUCGGGGGUGGAAACAAGUGUGCCUGCUGUCAGAAGACCGUCUACUUCGCAGAGGAAGUUCAGUGCGAUGGGCGGAGUUUCCAUAAGUCAUGUUUCCUCUGUAUGGUGUGCAGGAAGAACCUUGACAGCACUACUGUGGCUACCCAUGAAAAUGAGGUCUACUGCAAGUCCUGUUACGGAAAGAAGUACGGCCCAAAAGGCUACGGUUACGGUGCUGGUGCCGGGACGCUGAGCAUGGACAGAGGAGAGUCUCUGGGAAUCAAGCCCGUGGAUGAAAUGCCGCAGCAGCCCACUAACAACCAGAACACUUCCAAGUUCGCCCAGAAGUUUGGGAGCUCUGACAUGUGCCCUCGCUGCGGCAAAGCCGUGUACGCAGCCGAGAAGACCAUUGGAGCAGGAGCGUCAUGGCAUAAGAGCUGUUUCCGCUGUGCUAAAUGUGGGAAGGGCCUCGAAUCCACCACCUUGUCGGACAAAGAUGGAGAGAUCUAUUGCAAAGGGUGCUAUGCUAAAAGCUUCGGUCCAAAAGGGUUCGGAUACGGACAAGGAGCCGGCGCUCUCGCUCACGCUCAGUAGAAUGAUUCCCUGCUCUAUUUCCCUUAUUUCACCAAGCUGAAGCUUUACACUGCAUGUGCUAGUAUUUACAGUUAGCUGGAACAUUUAGAAUCUGUAUCAUCAAUGCUGGUUUUAAAUAUAACUUGUAAGCUGCAGUACACAUUAAGAAUAAAUACAGAGCUCCAUAAAGCACACGUUAAGCUUCUCAUAGAUGCGAAACAUUUUCAGGUUCUGAUUUGCAUAUUUAAUACACAAAUAUAGUAUAGAGACAUUUUUAUAUCCACAAUGACUUAUGGAAAUGUUUCUCUAGUAGCAUUCUGCAUUUUUUUUAUAAGAAUAAUAAACAUCGGUGUAAAAAGUG
Molecule: messenger RNA, 1058 nt
Organism: Tachysurus fulvidraco (yellow catfish)
Lineage: Eukaryota; Metazoa; Chordata; Actinopteri; Siluriformes; Bagridae
Product: cysteine and glycine-rich protein 1-like
Exons: 6
Coding region: 140-718 (192 amino acids)
Biological process (GO): actin cytoskeleton organization
Cellular component (GO): cytoplasm
Source: RefSeq, a predicted model, not a curated record